AUGGGUAAAAAAAUUAUUAUCGACACUGACCCGGGCAUCGAUGAUGUCCUCGCUCUUUUGCUUGCCCUCUCAGCCACCCCAGAAGAGGUGGAGGUCUUGUUGAUCUCCUUGACAUUUGGUAACAUCGAGGUGAAGAAUUGUCUUCGCAAUGCUGUUUCGAUGUUCCACAUCUUGGAGCGGGAGAUGCAGUGGCGUCGUGACAAUGGCCGACCAGAAGGUUUCGGAAGCUUGCGAGCCCAUCGUCCCGUUUUAGCUGUCGGCGCAGAGGAUCCACUGGAGGAUCAGAAGAUGCUGGCUGACUACUUCCACGGAACGGAUGGUCUUGGUGGCAUCCACGCCACUCACCCUCACCUCACUGCCACCAAAGAGUGGGAGCAUCUCUUCACUCCAACUCUAGAUAGCGAGGGUAUCGAGCCUGUGGCGGACUGCACUGGACCUAACGACCAUGCCUUCGUCUCGUCCAAGGUACCAGCCCACAAGGAAAUUCUCCGCGCUCUUCGUGAAAAUGAACCCGAUUCCGUGACUCUUGUCGCAGUAGGCCCGCUCACCAACCUGGCAUUAGCAGCGGCAGAAGAUCCCGAGACUUUCCUUCGCGUGAAAGAAGUCGUCGUCAUGGGCGGUGCUAUCAACGAGCCAGGAAACGUCACACCUAUGGGUGAGUUCAAUGCCUACGCAGACGCUGUCGCAGCUGCUCGUAUCUUCGCUCUCACCUCGCCAAACCCGCACACCACAAUCCCAAUCACCAAGAGCGAUCUACUCCCGCCAUACCCAGCAAAGCUCAGUCGUCAACUUACUCUCCGUCUGUUCCCAUUGGAUAUUACACUGCGCCACAACCUUUCAAAGGGCCAGUUCCGUAAAUCAAUUGCUCCUCUUUUGGAAGGCGGCUCUCCCCUCGCUGAGUGGGUUGAUGCAUUCAUGGGACACACCUUCAAGACUCUGGAGCGUCUGCACCCAGGACACGUUGGUGAUGACGCUGAGCUGAGUCUGCACGACCCCGUCUGCGUGUGGUAUGCCAUCACAUCCGAUGAUCCCAAGUGGGUCUAUGCUCCCAACUCACCUGAGGAUAUCCGCAUCGAUUCCCUGGGUCAGUGGACUCGAGGCAUGUGUGUCAUUGACCGUCGCAACCGUCACCGCAUCGAAGGUGAUGAGGAGAGCUCUAGUGACCACGGUCUCUGGCUCAGUGGCCGUGCGGGUAACCGUAUUUGGCGAAUGGACGGAUCUCCUGCUGAAGGGAACUUUGGAGAUGUCAUUAUCCAGAGGCUCUUCAACUAG
This is a messenger RNA of Penicillium brevicompactum, 1272 nucleotides long. Its product is annotated as putative nucleoside hydrolase. Gene Ontology annotation, molecular function: purine nucleosidase activity. Gene Ontology annotation, biological process: purine nucleoside catabolic process. The coding region runs from base 1 to 1272 and encodes 423 amino acids. The transcript is spliced from 5 exons. Gene Ontology annotation, cellular component: cytosol. NCBI's taxonomy places the organism in Eukaryota, Fungi, Ascomycota, Eurotiomycetes, Eurotiales, Aspergillaceae. The record is from RefSeq and is a predicted model, not a curated record.